CUGCGGCUGUCCUCUCAGUCUGCCCUGAAGCUGCUUAGUGACUAAGAACUUGGACCAGGACACAGCUGACAUCGCUGCCCAGAUGGCCUCCAGGCUGACCCCACUGACCCUCCUCCUGCUGCUGCUGGCUGGGGAUAGAGCCUUCUCAGAUUCCGAAGCCACCAGCCACAACAACCAGGAUCCACUGGUGGCUCAAGAGAAAAGCAGAGACAACUUCCCUGAAAGAGAUGGUUUCUGGAGUCCCACUGAGCCCAAAGUACAGUCAACAACCAGUGUAUCCACCAAAAUAACAAAUGACACUGCCAUGGAUAAAGUAGCCAAUAAGUCCCUCAUCCAGCACGUCCAGCCAGCUGCUCAGCUACCCAUGGAUUCUCCCAGCCAGCACCCUCUGAACUCUUCCAGUCAGUCCCCUCUGAAUUCUUCCAGCCAGUCCCCUCUGAACUCUUCCAGCCAGUCCCCUCUGAAUUCUUCCAGCCAGUCCCCUCUGAACUCUUCCAGCCAGUCCCCUCUGAACUCUUCCAGCCAGUCCCCUCUGAACUCUUCCAGCAAACCCUUCACAACCUCAGAUCCUCCCACCCAGGCUCCUAUUGAACCCUUCUGCCCAGUGCCACUUGCUCAGUGCUCUGAUUCAGACAGAGACUCCUCAGAGGCUAUGCUCUCGGAGGCAUUGACAGAUUUCUCUGUGAAGCUCUACCACGCCUUCUCAGCUAGCAAGAAUGCUGAGACCAACAUGGCCUUUUCCCCAUUCAGCAUUGCCAGCCUCCUCACACAAGUUCUUCUUGGGGCUGGAGACAGCACCAAGAGCAACUUGGAGAGCAUCCUUUCCUACCCUGAGGAUUUUGCCUGUGUCCACCAGGCUCUAAAGGGCUUUUCAUCCAAAGGUGUCACUUCGGUGUCUCAGAUUUUCCACAGCCCAGAUCUGGCCAUAAGGAGUGCCUAUGUGAAUGCCUCUCAGAGCCUGUAUGGAAGCAGCCCCAGAGUCCUGACCUCAGACAGUGAUACAAACUUAGAACUCAUCAAUACCUGGGUGGCCGAGAACACCAACCACAAGAUCAGUAAACUGCUAGACAGCCUGCCCUCCGACACUCGCCUCGUCCUUCUCAAUGCUGUCUACUUGAGUGCCAAGUGGGAAAAAACAUUUGAGCAAAAGGAAAUGAUGGAGCCUUUCCUCUACAAGAACUCUUUCAUUAAAGUACGCAUGAUGAAUAGCAAAAAGUACCCUGUGGCCCAUUUCAGUGACCAGACUUUGAAGGCCAAGGUGGGACAACUGCAGCUCUCACACAACCUGAGCUUUGUGAUCAUGGUACCUCAGAGCCUGAAGCACCAACUUGAAGAAAUGGAAGAGGCACUCAACCCCACUGUCUUCAAGGCCAUCAUGAAGAAGCUGGAGCUGUCCAGAUAUCAGCCCACUUACCUGACGAUGCCUCGCAUCAAAGUAAAAAGCAGCCAAGACAUGCUGUCAGUCAUGGAGAAACUGGAAUUCUUUGACUUCUCUUCUGAUCUCAACCUGUGUGGGCUGACUGAGGACCCGGAUCUUGAGGUGUCUGCCAUGAAACACGAGACGGUGCUGGAAUUGACAGAGACAGGCGUGGAAGCAGCUGCAGCCUCUGCCAUCUCCGUGGCCCGAAACUUACUUAUCUUUGAGGUGAAGCAACCAUUCCUCUUCCUGCUCUGGGACCAGCAACACAAGUUCCCAGUCUUCAUGGGCCGUGUAUAUGACCCCAGGGCCUGACACAGGCAAGAGUUGGGCUUGAAUAAAUACUGCCCCCCAAGCUUCUGCUCAUCCAGUUAUUUCCUUGCCACUGCCUGCCCUAGCCACUUCCAGCCUUAGGAACUGGCAGACGGAACUGUCUCUAUCCACCAACCCCCAGGGUAUCAACCACUUUUUUUGCAGUUUUAUGGUUUAAGCUUAUCAAACUCCACAAAUAAAGCUUGCAGACAUUUUCUUCUCUCACUA
Molecule: messenger RNA, 1957 nt
Organism: Arvicanthis niloticus (Nile rat)
Lineage: Eukaryota; Metazoa; Chordata; Mammalia; Rodentia; Muridae
Gene: Serping1
Product: serpin family G member 1
Biological process (GO): negative regulation of endopeptidase activity
Molecular function (GO): serine-type endopeptidase inhibitor activity
Source: RefSeq, a predicted model, not a curated record